AUGCUUUAUCACACUCAAAACUCCUCUUCCAACGGGACCGGAGUGGAUGCCACCAGCGAGGGACACUGCGCGGACCUGAUCAUGGGCAUCCUGGUCUGGGCCAUCUUCUCUUCUCUCUUCUCCAUCCUGGGCUGCCCCGCCUGCGCCUCUGUCCUCUGGGAGCUGCUGCAGAGACACAGGGCAGGCGCACCCUUCACCCCCAACGACAUCUUCAUGCUCAACCUCACCUGCAUGGACUUUGUUUUUCUGCUUUUCAUCCCCACAGGCUGCUGCAACUACCUCCUCUGGCACUUUAAGAUAUUCCAAGUGGCCACAGAUUUUCUCACGGCCCUUAACUUGUCCGGGAGACCUCUUCUGACCGCUUGCAUCUGCUUUGACUGCUACCUCGCCGUGGUGCGCCCGGUCUUCUACAGGACGCACAACACCCCAACUCCGCGCGUAGUCGUUUGUGCCAUAGUUUGGGGUCUCACUCUCACCCAGGGCGCUCUCUCCACCAUCAUCGACGAGUUCUUUCACAGUCCUUGGGCCAUGUCGGUCUAUAUCGUAGCACUCCCCGUCAUACUCACAUGCAACGUCUCCAUCCUCUGCGCGCUCAGGUCCACGUUCCCGGGCAAGGCGCAGAUCCACCCCAAGAAGAAGAAGGCCCUCCAGAUCAUCACGAACAGCAUGGUGAUGACGUGUGUGGCCUACGUGCCCCCGGUGUUAGGGUACAUCCUGGGAGGACUCGUCACCAGCGAUGACCAUGAGUACGAGUGUCUGGUGGCGAUCCCCAUCCUGGUCGCUCCAGCCGCAGGGAGCGCGGUCAUGCCCCUGCUGUACCUGGGGAACCUGGGGAAACUGCCCCAGUGA
This is a messenger RNA of Knipowitschia caucasica, 849 nucleotides long. The record is from the annotation of a GenBank genome assembly. NCBI's taxonomy places the organism in Eukaryota, Metazoa, Chordata, Actinopteri, Gobiiformes, Gobiidae.